AUGGUGGAGUUCUGCUGUCUCCAGAUUCCAGGAAUUCUUUUGUAUUCCAUCAUCAUGUACCAGACUGCGGAUGAGUCACGGAAUUGCAGCCACGGUCUUCUUCACCAAGGGUUCUGGAUAAAAAGGGGUGUGGCCCUCCUGUUUGAAGCUGUUGUGCUUACUCCUCAUGCCACAGCAGGAACAAGAGGCGCCCGGAAAGCCCUAGCUCUUCUCUGUCUCUUCCGUGAGCACACUUUGGCCCUGGGGCCGGAGAGCUCUCGAUGCAGGCGCAGACCCGAACUCCAGAACUCCGGAGGUAGCAGCAAGGCUGGCCACACCACCCACCCCACCAUCUCUGGCCCCACAACUCAACCAGCCAUCAGUCCCUUCACUGCCAGUGUUCACGGACCAUGCAAACAACCAAGCAAAGAACUCAUUAAGCCCAAAGCAAUUUUAGAAAGACCCACAGAGGCUGCUAGUGCCAAUGCUGCUGGUGCUGCUGCUGAGGAGUGCCCAGGACUGGGCGCCAGGGUAGUUGGAGUCAAUAACCAUCACUGUCAGAUCUGCCGACCCCCAAGCCAGUUUCUCCAAUCAGGCUGGAGUGCAAUGGCGCAAUCUUGGCUCACUGCAACCCCUGCCACCCAGGUUCAAGUGAUUUUCUUGCCUCAGCCUCCCAAGCAGCUGGGAUUACAGUGCCUUUCCCUGAUCUCCACACUCUUUGCCGUGUGUGCCCUGGUCAUCCUCUUCCAGGAGAUGGAGGUCCAGCUGGAUUACUUCCCUGGCAACUUCACUACUAUGGAACAUGCAAUGGGUGUUGGAGAAAACCAGCAGCAGCAUUCUUGCAGCGCCGCUUCCAGGAGCUCACCCGGAUCACUAUCAACCAGAUGCUGCUACAACCAGUCCUCAUCCAUCCAGAUUGCGCAUAUACCCCCCUACCGACCUCCCAGGCUCCGUAAAAACCCCACUCCGCCCCUGUCCGGCAGGAAGUAGCCAGAUCGAUUCCGCCGCCCUUUUUCCUUUUUAAGGAGUUGGGAAUGUUCGGUAGAAAGUCCCGCCCCCCUCCGCCCCCCUCUGCCCCCCCCUUCCCGCCGCCUGGAAGAAAACCCUCAGGCGCUGCUCUGUUCUGCCCAGCAACAGCAAGCAGCCAAUCAUCACAGCAGAAAAGCCCGCCAAGCCUCGGCCUAUCCUGAACCGACACAUAACCCUCUGAGCUACCUCAGCAGUCUGCCCAGAGACAGACAGCCUAUCCUAAGCUCCCACGACACCCCGCCAGCCCUGUGUCCACGCCCCGUCUGCCCCCCUAUAAAACCCUCCUACCCUAGCUGCACAGUUGCAGCCAGCCCUGAUCUCCUUCCUUUCCUGGCCUGCCUGCUGGUCCCGAUAAACCUGAACUCGGCUUCCAA
Callithrix jacchus (white-tufted-ear marmoset) is the source of this 1382-nucleotide messenger RNA. RefSeq lists its product as uncharacterized. The record is from RefSeq and is a predicted model, not a curated record. Lineage: Eukaryota; Metazoa; Chordata; Mammalia; Primates; Cebidae.